This is a messenger RNA of Acaulospora morrowiae, 1920 nucleotides long. NCBI's taxonomy places the organism in Eukaryota, Fungi, Glomeromycota, Glomeromycetes, Diversisporales, Acaulosporaceae. The record is from the annotation of a GenBank genome assembly.
AUGUUCGUUUAUAGCUUUUGUAAUGUAUCUGUUACACUUAAUCCGUUGAUCAGAAAAGCGGGUCACCUAACUCGAUCUCGUAAAAGUGUUUCCCCAGUUAUCAUUCUUUUGUCGUCAUAUUCGUCGUCCGUUCAUGUUCCAAAGUUCUUUUUUUCCCCUCUUACCUUUUCUUGCAUUCACGGCCUCGAUCGAAAUCACUUUUCGACCUCAUUUUCAACUCUAUUCUUAAAUCCAUUGUCAUCUUUUUCAACUAGUAGCAUAUUUCUAUAUCCUAAGAAGUUAAAAAACGAAAAAAGUAAAAAAAAAAGCAAAGAUAACGAAAGACACGUGAUAAAAAAUUUUAUUGAUAUUAAUGAAAUAGGAAAAAGUAGUAAAUGGAAACGUUUGCAAAGAGAGCCCAGUAAAACCUUAGCUCAUAAUAGAGAGAUUGACGAGAGGAAGAAUGGUACUUCCAAUAACGAUAUGGUUUAUAGAGAUUCUAAUGAUCCCAGUAGUAGCGUGAAAAAAAUGAAUCAUCAAAGACUUGAGAGAAACCUUAAUGGCGAAGAGAAAUAUAAAAAAGACAAUAGGUUUAAUACGAAAUCUAUGUUGACACUUGACUUGACGAACGAGGAAAACGAUCAAAGAGAAAAGGCCCUUGAGGAAAAAAGAUUAAUGCGCCGAGAGAAAUCUAGACAAUAUUAUGAGGAUCAUUAUGUGAACGUGGAUUUCAAGUUAUUAGAGAAUUUCCCAGCCUGGUUAAAGGGUUUAUCCGGCCAUCGUUUUGCGCCGCUAUUCAAGAAAAUGAGGUGGCAAGAAAUUAUGACAUUUAGUGAUACUCGGUUAAGAAAUAUGGGAGUUAUAUCGCCAGUACGUAGAAAUAUGUUGAAAGCAUUUAGAAAUGUGAAGGAGGCUUUGAAUAAGCUUGAUGACAAUGAUCCAGUGAAAAUGAGUGUUACAAAGAAAGGAGAGAAAAAGGUUAGACCAUUGUUGAAAGCCGACACCAUAGAACCUUUCGUGGAGUCCAGAAAAAUUAAAGAAAAAAUCGAAAAAGGUGUUCGCAGUUCUGGAAGGACAAUAGAUUCAAGGGAGCUUAUAAAGAAAACAAGAGGCCUUAGGAAUAAUAAAGAUUUCAAUUCUAACGAAUUGGUUGAAUAUUUGAACUGGCACAUUUCACGCGAUGGAUAUGAUAAUAAUGAGGAUUGGAGCUUUGCAAAUGAAAAAAAUUUUGCUCAAUCAAUUCCACUAGACCCUUCGCAACAACAAUUCUGGCAUCAGCAAUUUCUAAAAGUCGAUCUUAAUAAGCUUGAAAUCAUCGAAAAUGGAAAUCUCUUACUUGUCACAAUUUAUCCAAAACUUUCGUUGGUUCUACGUUUCAUCACUAAUGAAUUAUGCAUCAGUUUAAAUAAUGCAACUGAGGAGGUGGUUAUUCCGUUAAACCAAAUUACAAAAUUUAAGGGUCCAUUGAAUCAACGAGAACAGAUCUCAUUUGAUCCAUCUGGUGGAAAACUUGAUGGUGCACAAACAAUAAUAUUUAUGCCAGCUAACUGGGUAGACAAAAAUACAAUAGUUUUUUUCGGUGAAGGAAUAAGGAGAUUGAGGUUUGAUCAGCUUAGAAUGAAUAAUUUUGAGAAAAGAGAGUCAGGAAUAGGUAGCAAUAGUCUUGGGAAAGAAUAUGGUAAAGAUGACGGAAAAGAGCUUUACAUAACAUGUUCUUUUUUGACGAAAACAUUUGCGUUGCAAGUUUCGGAUAGCAUCUCAUUUCAAGAAAUUCUUAACGAUAUUCAGAUGCGUUAUAAAAUUGAAGUAAAUCCUAAUCGCAUCACCUACAAGAAUCAAGUAAAUGAUAUUAUAACUUUAAUUGAUGAAGAAGAUUGGCAAGCUGCUAAAUGGGAGGCAAAAAGAGCCAAAUCAUUUACGAUUUGUAUGUACUUCUCGUAG